AAGAUGUGUGAUGGGUAAAGCGAUAAGAAGAAGAAGAAGAAAAGGUGUGGAAAUCAAAUGGCAGCAAGAGUGAGCAUCUCUGCUUCUCACGCUCUGAUUCCUUCGUUCCAGCGUCCAACCAACCCAUCUUCACCCUCAUCUUCAUCGUUUCGUUAUCCCUCUGCAAUUCCUCUUCACUCUCCCAAGCCAAUUCCAAAUAGGAGACAGAUGGUUCUUCAGCGUUUCAAGAUUCAUGCCAAUAUAGGUGGAGGAGAAGGAGAUGUAAAGCAAGUUGGGGAGAAGAAGAAGAAGUUCAUCACCAGAGAAGAAGAACCACAACAGUAUUGGCAGACAGCAGGAGAAAGGGAAGGAGAGAACCCAAUGAAGACACCUCUUCCCUAUAUCAUCAUAUUUGGCAUGUCUACCCCCUUUGUCAUCUUAGCCAUUGCCUUUGCUAAUGGUUGGAUCAAAGUCCCCGUUCGCUAAUUCACCUCUGUUAGUACUUACUCUACCCAUAUCCCACAUAGACUCGGCCCACAAAAACCUUCUCUGCAUCCACUACUCAUUUCUCUGCUAUUUUAUCUCUUAAGAACCAUAAACAC
Telopea speciosissima is the source of this 581-nucleotide messenger RNA. RefSeq lists its product as uncharacterized. The coding region runs from base 58 to 465 and encodes 135 amino acids. The transcript is spliced from 3 exons. Lineage: Eukaryota; Viridiplantae; Streptophyta; Magnoliopsida; Proteales; Proteaceae. Gene Ontology annotation, cellular component: chloroplast. The record is from RefSeq and is a predicted model, not a curated record.